UUACCCCACAAUCCCGGAAACGCGUCAUCACUUGCGACCUUGUCUUCUUCACUUGGUUUUCUAACAGGCGGAGAGGACGAGCAUGGCGAAUAAAGAUCCCGGGGGUUUUCUGCAGCAGCUGCGGCAGAUCGCAGGCAGGAUGUCUUCAGGACCUCGGGGCGCAGGACUCGGCUUGAAGCUGCUGAUUGGUGCUGGAGCUCUGGCUUACACAGUGAAGGAAGCCACAUACACAGUGGAAGGAGGUCAGAGGGCCAUCGUCUUCAACCGGAUCGGAGGGAUGCAGAUGGACACGGUGCUCUCCGAGGGACUCCACUUCAGGAUGCCCUGGUUUCAGUAUCCCAUCAUCUAUGACAUCAGAGCCAGACCCAGAAAGAUCUCCUCUCUCACUGGAAGCAAAGACCUGCAGAUGGUCAACGUCUCCCUGCGAGUUCUGUCCCGGCCGCUGGCGUCCAACCUGCCCGUCCUCUACCAGCACCUGGGACAGGACUACGACGAGCGCGUGCUGCCCUCCAUCGUCAACGAGGUGCUGAAGAGCGUGGUGGCCAAGUUCAACGCAUCGCAGCUCAUCACGCAGAGAGCGCAGGUUUCCAUGCUGAUCCGCAGGGAGCUGUUUGAGCGGGCCAAAGACUUCAACAUCAUCCUGGACGACGUGGCCAUCACCGAGCUCAGCUUCAGCCGCGAGUACACGGCCGCCGUGGAGGCCAAACAAGUCGCCCAGCAGGAGGCGCAGCGAGCUCAGUUCUACGUGGAGAAGGCCAAACAGGACCAGAGGCAGAAGAUCAUCCAGGCCGAAGGAGAAGCUCAGGCCGCCAAGAUGCUGGGCGAGGCCGUGACCAAGAAUCCAGGUUACCUGAAACUCAGGAAGAUCCGGGCGGCGCAGAACAUCGCCAAGACGGUGGCGCAGUCCCAAAACAAAGUGUACCUGAACGCCGACAGCCUGGUGCUCAACCUGCAGGACAGCAAAAGCUUCAAUUUGUCGCUCUCGAAGAAGUAAGAAGCUGCUUCUCAUCAUUCCUUCAGUUCUGCUUCUGCAGAAAGAAAACCCCUCCGGUCUUCUCCCGUCUUCUCCCCGCCGGCCCUGUUUACCUCCCACAGCAGGUUUAUCGGUGAUCCGCUUCGUUUCCAUGACACCGAGCCUGAUUUCAUAUCUGAUAAUGUAACAUUUACAGACGUUUUUCUCCUUUUUGUAGAAUCAGGAAAAGCUUUUUAUUUGUGUGAAGUAGUUCCUCUCUGAUGCAGCCUUCUGCUUUUCGGAGUUUUCGAACUUCCUCUCAUGAACACUUUUCAUUAGCACAGCUUAAUUUCUGCGUGACCUGUCGCACAGCGCCGUGCUCAAAGUAACAGUUUGACGUGUCGCUCUGAACUUUUCAAACACUAUCAGAACGUUUUUCUGUUACUUUGUCAGAAAACUCAAACAAACAAACUCUGGUCUCCGGCGUUAAAGCCGCCGUUUGCGUCUGACGUGUGAUCGUAAAUGCAGGCGUGUUGCCGUCAGACUGCAGGAGGACGAUAGAAUGAGUCCACCUGUCCGUGCUGACGCUGUCCGACAGGGAGCAGGUGAGCGCUUCGGCCUGGCGCCGCCUCGCGUGAAGACUCGGAGUCCAGCGGCUUCCUGGACGCCGUCGGCAGGUCAGCUGCGGUGAGUCAGCGCUCGCAGCAGCUUUUGUUUUGUAACACUUCGAUAAGCGUCUCAUUCAACAUAAAACCUCAAACCCUGCUGAGUCACCGUCGUUAAUGCCGGCCAGUAUUUGUCAGUGCGCCUCUAACACACCGCAGUUUGUUUGUAUGAACGGAUCCAUGUUUGAGCACUUACACAAUUUAUACUGAAUAAAUAUGAAGUUCUUUGGAGA
This is a messenger RNA of Haplochromis burtoni (Burton's mouthbrooder), 1850 nucleotides long. RefSeq names its product prohibitin-2. Bases 83 to 994 code for a protein of 303 amino acids. Gene Ontology annotation, biological process: mitochondrion organization. The transcript has 10 exons. The record is from RefSeq and is a predicted model, not a curated record. Gene Ontology annotation, cellular component: membrane; mitochondrion. Lineage: Eukaryota; Metazoa; Chordata; Actinopteri; Cichliformes; Cichlidae.